This is a messenger RNA of Beauveria bassiana ARSEF 2860, 1323 nucleotides long. RefSeq names its product transmembrane alpha-helix domain-containing protein. Bases 1 to 1323 code for a protein of 440 amino acids. The record is from RefSeq and is a predicted model, not a curated record. NCBI's taxonomy places the organism in Eukaryota, Fungi, Ascomycota, Sordariomycetes, Hypocreales, Cordycipitaceae. The transcript has a single exon.
AUGCUUCCUCUCAGGCUCAUCGCCCCCAACCUCAAAAUGCCUCCUGCCGAGUAUGCCUGGGAUGGCGGCAAAGGCAACCUGAGCCUCGCGGUGAGACAGGCCCAGUCUGGCACCGGAGGAACCACUGGCGACGCCAACAGCACCUCGCAGCCUCCUCCGGCCAGCACUCCCAGCACUCCCAGCACCGGCACCGAGCCGCCAUCUACCGCCGGCCAGUCCACACCGACUCCCUCGCCUGCGCCCGCGCCCGCGCCCAGCACAACGGCGCCCGCGCCCUCCCAGCCGUCAAGCAGUGCUCCUCCGCCCCCGUCGAGUUCCGCUCCUCCUCCUCCUCCCUCGUCGUCGUCGGCCGCGCCACCUCCGUCAACUCCUGAGCCCGCGCCUGCGCCUGCGCCGUCUUCGACAUCGACAUCGACGCCGGCGCCAGCCCCGUCCGUUCCAAGCUCGACUCCCGUCGCUCCAAGCACCACGCCGACGCCCGCCCCAAACCCCCCAACCACGACUGUUGAGACCAGCCUGACACCUACAUCGACAUCGACCGUCAUUGUCACCUCCACCACCACCGGCAGGUCAAUUUCUUCCUCGACCACGAGCACCCCCUCGCAGAGCCCCACUCCCGUUUCUGGCGGCAGCAGCGGCGGCGGCCUCAGCUCCUCUGGCAAGGUUGCCAUCGGCGUCGUCGUCCCCAUUGCCGCCAUUGCUAUUCUUGCCGUCAUUGGCCUCUUUUGGUGGAGGAAGCGCAAGGCCCGUCUCGAAUCCGAAGAAGAGCGCCGCAAGGAGGUGGAGGACUACUCGUACAACCCCAACGCCGACCCAACCAUCCCCGCCGUCGGCCUCGUCGGCGGCGGCGCUGGCGGCGACAAUGGCUAUGAGAUGCGCGAGGAUACCUCCAACGGCUAUCGCGGCUGGGGCUCGACCACUGCUGCUGGCUCCGUCGGCCGCAAGGCCUCGACGACGCUCUCCAACCCCGGUGCCUUUUCCGAUGCCACCACGGCUCGUGCUCCCCACGACGGCCAUGACGGCAACUCGUCUCAAGAGGGCGAGAUUCUUGGCGCCAUGGGUCCCUCGGCCGCCAACAACCGCGCCGACGUCCGCCGCGGGCCCUCCAACGCAUCGUCUUCCUAUAGUGCCACUGGCCGUUCCGAGGGCUCCGACAGCGGCUUGUACGGUGGUGGCCCUGCCGCCUAUUACGAUCAGUACAGCCAGGGCGCCUACGGUGACGGUGGUGCCGUCAUUCGCGAUAAUCCCGCACGACGCAACACCCAGAUCGAAAACACGUCCCACUUCCCCCAGCAGAGCGCGGGUAUUGCUCAAAAUUUUUGA